Messenger RNA from Drosophila willistoni, 405 nucleotides. RefSeq lists its product as uncharacterized. NCBI's taxonomy places the organism in Eukaryota, Metazoa, Arthropoda, Insecta, Diptera, Drosophilidae. The coding region runs from base 40 to 309 and encodes 89 amino acids. The record is from RefSeq and is a predicted model, not a curated record. The transcript has 2 exons.
CUCGUUUCUUGUGGACAUUCUCGUGAAAAGCGCAUAGAAAUGGCGCUUCAAUUGCAAAUUGAGAAACUUAAAGGUCUUGACAAUUACAAGGCAUGGUCAAUGACAGUGCGAGCUUAUCUGGAGUCGGAGGAUCUCUGGAGUGUGGUCGAUACUGGACCAGAGAACAAUGAAGAGUCUUUGCUAAAGGAUAAGCGAGCCAAGUUUAUCAUACUUUGCCUAAUUGAGACGAAAUUAUGCCAAUUUAUGGUCAGUAUACGUACAGCAAGGGAUUUGUGGAACUAUUUGCGAACCCAGCAUUCGCUAAGAUAAAUGAACAGGAGAUUUCGAUCGACGAGAUACAUAUGUAUAUCCAAUAUUAUGUUUCGAAAAUGUCCAAGCAAAUACACAAGUAACUAAACCUUAUAA